UCCGCUCCCCGCUGUGUGGCGCGAGUCAAAUGAACAAUUGACCAAAACACAAACACACAAAGUGAUGAUUGUACAGUUGCUCUGUUAUGCUGGAUAGCUGAGAGAAAACACAUUUUUGAAAAAGCGCAAGUUAAACGUGUUGGUGAACCGGAAGUGCGUGCGUUUAUUUGUGGAGGAUCAUGCCGCGGAGGAAGAGAACAGCAGGCAGUAGUUCAGAUGGGACAGCUGAUUCUGAUGACUCUGGAGAUCACGAGAAGACCGACAGCUCUCACAGUGAAGCCAACCAGCGUAAUAACACCCGUAUGACCCGAGCGUCACUGCGUCUGAGUCAAAGCUCACAAGAUGCCCCGGCAGAUGUGAAGCAAGCGACAGAGAGGGAUGAGUCUCCCCCCAGGACGCCCACAGGAAACGCCCCAUCAUCUGAGUCGGACAUUGACAUUUCCAGCCCCAACGCCUCCCACGACGAGAGCGUGACUAAAGACCACAAGGACUCUGGCAGCGAUCCCUCUCAUCGGCCCAAACGCCGGCGCUUCCAUGAGAGCUACAACUUCAAUAUGAAGUGCCCCACACCUGGUUGCAAUUCUCUGGGACAUUUAACUGGGAAACACGAGCGACAUUUCUCCAUUUCUGGUUGUCCUCUGUACCAUAACCUCUCAGCAGAUGAGUGCAAGGUUAAAGCCAUCGAGCGUGAGAAACAAGAGGAAGAACGCAGUCAGGGUCAGAAUGAGGAGAACAGACAUGCUACUCGACAUCAGGCUCCAACUCCAAGACAGGUUCGAUACAAGGAGAAAGUAAUGGAGAUAAGGAAAAGAAGGGAUUCUGGCCUGACAAAAGAGCAAAAAGAAAAGUAUAUGGAGCACCGUCAGACACAUGGGAACAGUCGUGAGCCGCUGCUGGAGAACAUCACCAGCGAAUAUGACCUGGAGCUCUUCAGAAAGGCACAGGCCCGUGCAUCAGAGGAUCUGGUACGAUCUUCUAACCCAACAGAGCAUUUCCGUAAUGGAAGAUUAGAUGACAAAAAUGAGAAGCUUUGUCUACAGGGUCAGAUCACAGAAGGCAAUAACAUGAUCAAAACCAUUCUGUUUGGUCGUUAUGAGCUGGACACCUGGUAUCAUUCGCCCUACCCUGAAGAGUACGCCAGACUGGGGCGUCUGUACGUCUGCGAGUUCUGCCUCAAGUACAUGAAGAGUCAGACCAUCCUGCGCAGACACAUGGCCAAGUGUGUGUGGAAACAUCCCCCUGGUGAUGAGGUGUACAGGAAAGGUGCCAUUUCUGUGUUCGAGGUCGAUGGAAAAAAGAACAAGAUCUAUUGCCAGAACCUGUGUUUGCUGGCCAAGCUGUUUUUGGACCAUAAGACAUUGUACUAUGACGUGGAGCCUUUCCUGUUUUAUGUCAUGACUGAGGCUGAUAACACUGGCUGUCACCUGGUGGGAUAUUUCUCAAAGGAGAAGAACUCUUUCCUGAAUUAUAACGUGUCUUGCAUCCUGACUAUGCCGCAGUACAUGAGGCAGGGCUACGGGAAGAUGCUGAUCGAUUUCAGUUACCUGCUGUCUAAGGUAGAAGAAAAGGUGGGCUCUCCGGAGCGGCCUCUUUCAGAUUUGGGCCUCAUCAGUUAUAGAAGCUACUGGAAGGAGGUGCUUCUGCGUUACAUGUGCAACUUUAAGGGCAAGGAGAUCUCAAUUAAGGAGAUCAGUCAGGAGACGGCCGUAAACCCGGUGGACAUCGUCAGUACUCUGCAGUCCCUUCAGAUGCUCAAGUACUGGAAGGGCAAGCAUCUGGUCUUAAAGAGACAGGACCUUAUCGACGAGUGGAAGGCCAAAGAGACCAAAAGGGGCAACAACAACAAGACUAUAGACCCCAGCUGUCUGAAGUGGACCCCUCCCAAAGGAACCUAGUGGACUUGUUUUCGUACAUCAGAUCUUUCUAUGACAUUGACUCUUUCAGUAAUGUGUUUUUGCAAAGAUUUGAGCUAUUGGUGUCAUUUUUUUGUCUUUUUUAUGUGCCCUUUGUAACACUGAAAAUCUCACUUUUGUUUUUUACAGUGCUAUUUAUUUUUGGACUUUUUCAGAAUGUUUCACUGGCAAGUUGCUUCUGUGCCCCUGUGUAUGUUGUUUUAAAAUUUUAAAGCAAAAAAUCUUUAUUCGAUAGAAUGUAGUAAAAGAUUUGGGGCCUUGCAAAAAGCGUCAAUAUUUUCAAUCUGUUAAAUACACUUUUAUUCUCUUCA
Molecule: messenger RNA, 2224 nt
Organism: Triplophysa dalaica
Lineage: Eukaryota; Metazoa; Chordata; Actinopteri; Cypriniformes; Nemacheilidae
Gene: kat7b
Product: K(lysine) acetyltransferase 7b
Exons: 14
Coding region: 180-1895 (571 amino acids)
Biological process (GO): regulation of DNA-templated transcription
Cellular component (GO): nucleus
Molecular function (GO): histone acetyltransferase activity; zinc ion binding
Source: RefSeq, a predicted model, not a curated record